Molecule: messenger RNA, 3771 nt
Organism: Spodoptera frugiperda (fall armyworm)
Lineage: Eukaryota; Metazoa; Arthropoda; Insecta; Lepidoptera; Noctuidae
Product: lipase 3-like
Exons: 1
Coding region: 46-1314 (422 amino acids)
Biological process (GO): lipid metabolic process
Molecular function (GO): hydrolase activity, acting on ester bonds
Source: RefSeq, a predicted model, not a curated record
AAUGAAAACAUACGUUGUUAAACUUUCCGCGCUACAAGAAUCAAGAUGGAGCAGCAUUCAGUCACAUGUACGAUCCUUUUUUUGCUCCUGACACUAUAUAUCCUCCACACCGACACAUCAAGGCCCGCGUUUCGGCCGACUAGGCUCGUAUCGUAUUCCCUGCCUCAGAAACGAGCGUUCAAGAAGGCCCUGGGGUUCAACGAGGAUGUAUACCUAAACUUCACAGAACUAACCGACAAGUACGGGUAUCCCACUGAAGUACACACAGUGACAACCGACGAUGGAUACCUCUUGGAUGUGUUUCGAAUAUUACCAAAGUGCAGUGACUCGGCUAAAUCUUAUCCAGUGUUUUUGUUGCAUGGAAUCUUUGAUACGGCAGACAUGUGGGUGCUUACAGGAACAAAAACAGGUUUGGGCUACGUUCUGGCUAGCAACUGCUAUGACGUGUGGGCAGGGAACCACAGGGGCAACUUUUAUGCCAGAAGACAUGUUAAACUUGACCCCAAUACAGAUCCAGAUUACUGGAACUACACAUUUGACGAACAUGGACGCUUCGACGUACCCGCUAUUAUCGAUUACAUACUCCGCUCCACUGGACAUUCCAAGUUAUUCUACGUUGGACAUUCUCAAGGUAGCACUAAUUACUUUGUUAUGGGCUCUUUGCGACCAGAGUACAAUGAUAAGGUUAGGCUUGCCGUCAUGUUAGGUCCUGUCGCCUGGAUGAAGAAUUUUGAAAACCCUGUAGCACGUUUACUUGCACAGAAUCACAUCGCGAUAAAAGCCUUUAUAGACAAUGCGGGAUUGAAUGAGAUAUUCGGUAGAGAGCACCUCGUACACUUUGUGGUUGAGUACUUGUGUGUGUUGGCUCCUAAUUUUUGUGAUUUUGGACUUUCAUUAACAACUGGUUACAAGCAAGGAACCAUUCCAUUGAAAGAUAUAUCGGUGGCUAUGGCCCAUUUGUUCAGUGGGACGUCAAUAAAGAAUUUAGCUCAUUUUGCUCAGCUGGUUUUAAGUGGGAAUUUUCAACGUUAUGAUGAGGGUGUUUCUGGAAAUUUGGAGCGGUAUGGGUCUCGCAGACCCCCACAAUACAAUGUUUCUAGAAUAUCCUCACCGAUUGUGCUAGUUAGUGCCGAAAGUGAUAUGUUGUCUUCGCUAAAAGACGUUAACAUUUUAGCGUCAAAGUUGCCAAAUUUAGUAGAAAAUUAUCUAGUGCCAGAAUCUUACUGGAGUCAUCAUAACCAUGUUUGGGGUUACAACGCUCCUGAACUAGUUUAUGCCAAAAUAUUAGAUUAUUUUAAUAAGUAUAAAGAUUAAUAUUCAUACCACUUCAAUUUUGAGAACAUUCCAUUAAAUUGUUACAUGUGGACUCCAUGAAUAGAUACGGAUUAGUAGAAAGAGUGAGAUUUUAAAUUAAUUUUGACAAUAUUUAGUAUAAGCUAAAUAUUUGACGAAAAAUUUAACUACCAUAAAGGUAAUCAUAAAUUAUUUCUCAUCUCUGUGUAACUCACUUAUACAUUAAUGUCUGGGUCGUUGCAUUUAAAUUUAGUAUUUCUUCUUCCAUUAUUUUAAGAUCUAGUGAAAUGGAUAUGGCUGUGUUUUCUAAUUAAGUAGGUAAAAAAUAAAAAGUAAAUUAGUAGGUACACUCAUUACAUAAUUUGGCUCGCCAAUUUUACCAUCGUAGUACUCGCUGGGGAACGGCUGCCUAACGGGUUACCAAGACUCCAGCUAGAAAGGCAGGAGUAGGAACGGGGUGGUUUUUGGUUAGUAAGGUCUGACAUUCCCUUCGCCUCGCCCAAGGCAGACAGAAGUCAUUUGAUGAUUUUCCCCCUAAAAAAAGGGUAGCCAAUAGUCAAAUUCCAGACUUCUCGUUACUAGACCUAUUGCUAUAUACCUCUUAUAAGUAUAGUUGAGCUUAUCGUCUUUAAAAUUCUUACUAAAAACCAGGCACAAUUUAUCAGUUAUAUUAUUUACAAGACCACCACUACGCAUGUUCGACAGUCGCACUUGUGGCCACUCAACCACCGAGGCAGUCAGCACCGAACAGUUAAUGAUGUAUGUAAAUACUACUUAUCUACCUAUUUAUUAACAUCAAUCAAUUUUUUAAAUAACUUCCUUGUAAUCAGGAAAUGUAUGGAAUUUCGUAAUUCAACCGUUGAAUCAUCGACAAUUUUAUUUGUACGAGGUGUAAAUUGAUGAUGCAUGAUUGUUUAUUUAUUUAUUAGUAUUUGAAAUCAUUAUUACAAAAAUAGUUGUAAAAUAUAAAUGUUUUAUGAACGUAAAGCAAAUUUAUCACUAGAAAUAUUUUAUUAAACAGGCUGUCGAACUGGGAAUUUUGGAUUCGAUUUCAAUAAUAGCACGCAGUUGGAAUUGUAACCGGUGUAUAGCGAUCUUCUUACUUAUUACAUAGGAGUCACUACAGUACUGGAGAAAUAUGAAUGUUAAAUUAUUUAACUGCGCUUAAUCUCUCCCGAAACAAAAGGAAUAAAAAGGGAAGACGUUAUGUUUGUUUGUUUAUGUUAUUGAAUAUUUCUUUAGUAAAAGUCACUGUAUAAUCGCGAUAUAAGAUAGUAAAUCUCUGUCUGUCAGUCCUCUAAAGAAGCUAUUUGCUCGUUCCAAAAUGCUAAUUCCUAUGUAGAACAACGGGCAAGAAUCUCCGUAGGAUACUCUUUAAAAAUAUUAAUUCAAAAACCUACGACCCGAGAAUUGAUUCAUUCUUGUAAUGUGUUACUUAAUAUUCAGGUUUACAAACCGAAGCCUCGGGCCAAGUUAGAGUAACCUAAAAACCUUACGACCGGAUUUCUCUAAUGGUCGUAGGCAGACUUUGUAUAGCUUCGGAGAAAUUCUUCAACAAACAAAUAUUAUUACAUGGUCUUACAUCAUUUAAAUUGAGGUCAUAGUAUGAGGAUAAUAUACCUUUGUCGUCUCCAAGUAUGAUAAUAAACCGGAGCUCCGGACUACUUAGCGGGUUUACCGGGGCUCCGGCUCGAAAAGCAAUAGUAGGAACGGGGUGUACAUGAACACCCCGUACAGAGUGUCCGAACACUCCCUUUCGGAUCGAACGAAUGCUCAAACCCUCUCCGAGAAGAGACCUUUGGUCAACAGUGGCCACUUAUAGGCUGAUGUGUGAUGUGAGUUAAACCAAACCAAAAAUAACCAUUAAAUUACUCUGAGUACGGAGGUAAGAUGUAGUCAACAACGAUUUACUAAGAAUACCUACUCAACUUAGAACAUGUAGUAUAACUAACUUACGUAACUGAUUGAAAAAGUAACCUAUGGAGUUUUUUGCUCGUUCUUCUCCAUAGGAAUCUACACUUUGGAACGAGCAAAUAGCUUCAGCAGACAGACUGACCGACAGACAGACAUUUUGUUUUCUUUAUAUUUGCUUUGACAUUCAAAAGUGUCUUCCCGGUCUAUUUGAAAUAAAUAAUUUUGACUUUUUAUAAUACUAGCAUAGUCGCAUCUAAACGUGUUUAGAUUUAUGUGACCGAUAUACGAGUAGCUCAGUACUUCCUACAUUUGUUCCACUGACCUUAUCACUCUUCAAAUUCAGUCUACCUUCUAUACAAGUGUUCCUGCGAUUUUGAUUAACAUACGUCAUUGCAUACAUAAUACUUACAGUGAUUAUAAUUUUAUUCUGAAGGUCUAGUGUAAAUGAGCUUAGGUAUUAUAUAUAAAUAUGCAUAAUUUAAAAUAAAACAACCAAAAUUUUAAUCUAGUCAUUUUAGAGUUAGUGUUUAAGUUUUUAGAAAUAAAACUUGUUUUUGUUUGUUU